Molecule: messenger RNA, 12150 nt
Organism: Athalia rosae (coleseed sawfly)
Lineage: Eukaryota; Metazoa; Arthropoda; Insecta; Hymenoptera; Athaliidae
Gene: Dhc62B
Product: dynein axonemal heavy chain 7
Exons: 30
Coding region: 2-11830 (3942 amino acids)
Biological process (GO): microtubule-based movement
Cellular component (GO): dynein complex
Molecular function (GO): ATP hydrolysis activity; dynein intermediate chain binding; dynein light intermediate chain binding
Source: RefSeq, a predicted model, not a curated record
AAUGUCUGGCGGGCAAGAAUUUCAUUACCUUUUGUAUGGAAAGACAAAAUUGACGAAAAUGGCCCCUAUCCCAGACAUUCAUCAAUAUGAUAAUGAAGAGGCCUUCAAAAAUCCUCUUUGUAAAUUUAAAUUAGAUAAGAUUUAUGCACGACAAGUGCAUGCCAUGCUUGAAGGAAUGGCUGCAAAUACUAAAAUUCGACUUUGUACUAAUCUAAAUAAUCGCAGAGAGAUGGUCAAAUGUGAAUUGCAACCACCCCAAGGUUUUUAUUUUCAAAGAAUGAGAGAACUUGCAGAAAAUUUGCCUACACCAGGACUUUCUCCGGUUUGGAAACGAAAUAUUUUAUUUCUGGUACAAAAAAUUCACCGGGACAAGUACCCAGAACUUGUAGAGAAAUAUUUGGUGGAUACUGAAGAGAUGUACCAUGACGAGGUUCACCAAUUAGGCGUGAGACAGAUAAUUGCUAUGACUUGUACUUGCGAAGCCCCAGAUACUGUUAUACUUCCUUUCAAAUUCCGAGGUCGAACAGAGCACAGAAAAAAAUUUCUGCGCAAUCAAUGCUUAUUAGCACAAAAGUAUUACCUGCCACAUAAGCUUAUUCGGAAUAUUGUGGUGAAGGCCUAUCACUUGCUGCCAAACGUGAUUUGUGAUUUUCAACGUUACCAUGCAUUGGGAUUUCUUGACCCUACAAGGUUUAUUAGCAUAACUGAUUUCGAUCUGAAAAAAGGUGCUAUGGCAGUAACUUUAGGAUAUUACAAAGAAAUUGCCCGACUUAUUUCACAACCUCGGUAUAUUCAUGAUGUACCACCAAAAGCAGUACAGCCUUUCUUGCGGUGUGCAACACGUCUUCUUUCUCAACAAAUCAUCAAUCUGAUGAUUGCUACUAUAGAACAUUUACUUGAAACAUUGGAAAAUUGGCAAACCCUUCCACUACUCAAACUCAAGCUAUUAUGUGAACGAAAUGAUCUAUUUGUCCACCCGUUGAUCACAGACUUAUACAGUAUCUACCACAAUCUUAUCGAUGGAAUCACACAUAUCGCAGACCACUUACCAACGCUUGAAUCGUAUGUAAACAUACAAAUAGACCAUGAGUUUAUACACAUCUUGGUACCUGAAUGGUACAUACAAGAAUCUCACCAACGCCUAUCCUGUAUUCUGAAAACUGUAUUCGAGCCUUUGAACUCUUAUGUGGAUAGCUUAGUUUGUCAUUUUCGUGUGGUUUACGACCCAGAAACACGGGCAGGUAUUGUCGAUUAUGUUGCUGAAGGCCAUGAUUUUGAAGACAGUUGCACCAAAGUUGAUGAUUUCAAUCGAUUUGUACGAGACAUUAACGGAAUGGUGAAAAACGAAUAUUUUUUGGUCGGAAAGUUAUGCCAAGAUGAGGCGAAACUUGGGCUCAAAGCAUACACAUAUGAUGUGCGGGAAUUAAUUAUUGGAGAAUUAAUCAAGCGUCACAGAAACUAUAAUCUUGAUAUUUGCAACGAAUUUGAAAUUUUAAAAGAACGUGCAUUGACUACUCCAUCAAGCACCAGAGAACUACUUGCUUUAGGCGAAUACAUGUUAUAUGCUGCAACAACAUUAAUGGAAAAUCUGAAAGAAAGAAUUGUGACAUCGUUGCACAUGCUAGCAGCACUAAUUGAAAUGACAACUCUGGCUAAAGAUCACAUUGAAUUGAAUAAUAUCACAAUAAACUGGCUCAAACGUGUAAAAUUAGUGUUUGAGCAAAAUAGUUCUAUGUAUGAGCAGAUGAAAUUUGAUGCAGAGGAGAAAUUGCAAGGACAUGUGAGUGUCUUGAAUUCUGAGGUUGACCUUAUCUUUCCCAGAUUAGUGAUAAUGGAUGACAUGGAUGAUAUUACUAGAGUGUUUGAUUAUAUGGAAGACCUGAGGAAACUUGUACGGGAAUUGGAUCGAAUGGAUGAACAAAUAGAAUGGAUUAACCAUGAAGAAAAGCUGUUUCAAUUCCCUGAAAGCUCUUAUCCACGAGUUAAAGAGUUGAAGGAUAUAAUACUUCCUUACUAUAGCCUGAUGUAUCGGGCUCGUCAGUGGCAGCGAGAUAUCGGUGUUUGGCUGGAUGGACCUUUCGAAUAUCUUGACUCUAAUCUCAUUGAAAGCAAGACAACAGACUAUUUCACUGAUUUCACAAAAAUUAGCAAAGCGUAUAAAACUAAAAUCAAGAUGCAAAUUGCCAUAAAUUAUGCAUACAGAUUUGCAGGUUCUGCGGAUGAUCCUGAUCCGAUGCAGCAGCCAGCUCCUAACAAGCUCUGCUACCAAUUGCUUGAGAAUGUCAAAUGGUUCAAGAAUUAUGUACCCUUGGCAUCUUGCUUCUGUAAUCCAACAUUGCGGCAACGGCAUUGGAACGAUAUGUCUAACAUAGCAGGAUUUGACUUGACUCCCAAUGCUGGUACUACACUACGCAAGAUGAUUGCGUUGGACCUUUUGGGUGAUCUUGCUAAGUAUGAGAUAAUAACUACUAGUGCAACAAAAGAACUGGCAUUACAGGAUCUCCUUGAAAAAAUGACACAUGAUUGGGAUGACGUUAUUUUUCCAAUAACAAAAUUCAAAGAUUCAGGAGUUGACAUCCUCACGGGACUUGACGAUAUUCAGGCUUUGCUUGAAGAACACAUUGCCAAAACACAAGCAAUGCGGGGCUCUGCAUUUGCAAAGCCUAUUGAGGCAGAAGUCAAAGUUUUUUACGAUUUGAUUCUUCGAAUCCAAAAAACGAUAGAUGAGUGGACAAAGGUACAAGUCCAGUGGAUGUAUCUACUGCCUAUAUUUUCAAGUAAAGAUAUUGUAGAUCAACUACCAGAAGAAGGAAUACUUUUUUCCGAGGUAGAUGGAACAUUUCGACGAGCUAUGCUUAAUGUAGUGAAAGAGCCACGAGUGAGAGAAAUGGCAGGUUCGUUUGGACUUUAUGAAGCCAUGAAAGAGGCGAAUGAACAAAUGGACAAAGUUAACGAAGGAGUAACAAAUUACCUCGAAAAAAAAAGAAUCUAUUUUCCUAGAUUUUUCUUUCUUUCAAAUGAUGAUAUGCUCGAAAUCCUCUCAGAAACAAAGGAUCCAUUGCGCGUCCAGCCUCAUUUGAGAAAGUGUUUUGAAGGAAUAGCAAAGCUGGGGUUUAACUCAGAAUUGGAGAUAUUUUCAAUGAUAAGUGACGACAAAGAGGAAAUAAAAAUUCAAGAUAUAAUCUCUACAUCUGCUGCCAGAGGCUGUGUCGAAAAGUGGCUCGUUCAGGUUGAGGAGCAAAUGGUGACUUCGAUAAGACACGAAACAUUCAUGAGUUUUUUGGACUACGAAGUAAACGAGCGUGUGUAUUGGGUAAGAGUCUGGCCAGGAAUGGUGGUUCUCUGCGUGUCUCAGAUUUAUUGGAGCAUGGAGGUACAGAACUGUUUGAUGACACACCGCAUAUCAUCUAUGGAAUCUCUACAUGAGAAAUUGAAGGCACAGAUAAUUGACAUGGUGAAUUUAGUUAAAGGCCAAUUGUCUCGACAAAAUCGUACAACGUUGACAGCACUAAUCACCAUUGAUGUUCAUGCACAAGAUGUCGUCAAGCUUCUAAUUGAAAAAAAAAUUCUACAAGAAAUGGAUUUUGAGUGGCUUGCACAGCUCAGAUAUUACUGGGAAGAUGACGUGCGAGUACGAAUAACAAAUGCAACAGUCAAAUAUGCCUACGAGUAUCUGGGAAAUUGUACAAGGCUUGUAAUCACCCCACUUACUGACAGGUGUUAUCGCACACUGAUUGGAGCAUAUUCCUUACACCUAAAUGGUGCCCCAGAAGGUCCUGCUGGAACUGGAAAAACUGAAACUACUAAAGAUCUUGGAAGAGCACUUGCUGUGCAAUGUGUAGUAUUCAAUUGCUCCGAUGGUUUAGACUACAAGAAUAUGGGAAAAUUUUUCAAAGGCUUGUCUUCCUGCGGAGCUUGGGCAUGUUUUGAUGAAUUUAACAGAAUUGAGCUGGAAGUGUUGUCUGUUGUGGCGCAACAAAUUUUAUGCAUCAUUCAAGCAGUUCGUGCCAAAUCAGAAAAGUUUAUUUUCGAAGGAACAGAGUUAAGUCUAAACCCAUCAGUUUACGUUUGCAUUACUAUGAAUCCUGGAUAUGCAGGGCGAUCAGAAUUACCAGACAAUUUAAAAGUUCUAUUCAGAACGGUGGCCAUGAUGGUACCAGAUUACGCGAUGAUUGGUGAGAUUUCGCUCUAUUCGAGCGGUUUCAGCACAGCGAGAGUUCUCUCUGUGAAAAUAGUGACAACGUAUAAACUUUGCUCCGAACAGUUAUCAUCACAAUCACAUUACGACUAUGGUAUGCGAGCUGUAAAGACAGUCCUGACGGCUGCACAGAAUAUAAAAUUGAAGUUUCCCAAUGAAGAUGAAAUGAUACUCCUUCUGAGGUCCAUCAUAGACGUUAAUUUACCAAAGUUCUUGGCACAUGACGUCCCUUUGUUUCAAGGAAUAAUAACUGACUUAUUCCCAGGCAUCACAUUACCAACGCCAAAUUAUGAGGUAUUUCUAAAUGCGGUGUCAGAAAUUUGUAAGAGAAUGAACUUACAGCCAGUUGAUGCAUUCUUGCUGAAAAUUAUCCAAACGUACGAAAUGAUGAUAGUGAGGCAUGGUUUUAUGCUUGUUGGUGAUCCUUUCGGUGGUAAAACGUCUGCUCUGCAUUGCUUAGCUGACGCUCUGGGAUUAAUGCACGAAUGGGGGGACGAAAAUGGCCUUCCUACGAAAUAUAGAACUAUAAAUCCCAAAUCUAUAACUAUGGGUCAGUUAUACGGUCAGUUUGAUCCAGUUUCGUCAGAAUGGACAGACGGAGUCUGUGCUGUGGCUUUCCGUCAAUUCGUCGCCGAAGACUCUGUCGAUCGAAAGUGGUUAAUUUUUGAUGGCCCUGUAGAUGCUGUCUGGAUUGAAAACUUGAACACUGUCUUGGACGAUAAUAAAAAACUAUGUUUGACUUCUGGAGAAGUAAUGCAGAUGACUUCGGCAAUGUCAAUGAUCUUCGAAGUGAUGGAUUUAUUACAAGCAUCUCCUGCUACCGUGUCACGAUGUGGGAUGAUUUAUAUUGAACCACAUGUAAUGGGGUGGCGACCAUUCCUCAAAUCUUGGAUGAACAAAGUAAAUAUGGAUUGGUGCAAAGGAAACGAAGGAGUUAUCAACGCAUUGUUUGAAUGGCUAAUGGACCCAUGCCUGGAUUUCAUUAGAAAGAAGUGUCGACUUGCAACGACUGCAGGACAGAUUAACCAAGUAAUUUCAACUAUGACUUUGUUCCAAAUAUAUAUGGACGAUGCAGUUGAAGCUAAUCCACAAGAUUAUGCUUCAUUUUUAUCUCCAUGGAUGCAAGCCAGCAUGAUGCAAGCAAUGGUAUGGGGUGCGGGUGGUGCAUUAGAUUAUGAUUCAAGAUGCAAAUUUAAUGACUAUUAUAUAACAUUUUGGGACAAGUCAAAUUCAGAUUAUCCAUUACCAGAAACAAUAAGCGAAAUUUCAAUUUCAAUUCCGGGUGAAGGAUUGAUACAUGAUAACUACUAUACUUUCAAAGGAAAAGGGGCGUGGAAGUAUUUCGGUGACACAGCAAAAACUGCCAAAUUAGUUGAAACACAAAGCAUUGGUCAAAUGAUCAUUCCUACAAUUGACACAGUAAAAUACCAAACGAUAUUUCUCCGACAUAUUAAACAUCAGAAAAGAUUCUUAAUUUAUGGAGAGACUGGUACUGGUAAAAGUUUUUAUAUGCAAGAUUUGUUGAUGAAUAAAUUGAACGAAGAUUCUUACCUACCGAAUUUUAUAACGUUUACUCCAAAUACGUCUGCGAACCAGACCCAAGAACUUGUCAUUUCCAAAUUAUCUAAGAAACGUAGAGGCCUCUAUGGACCCUUGGGUGGAGCACAAUGCAUCGUUUUUGUUGAUGAUGUCAACAUGCCAGCCAAAGAAGUUUAUGGGGCACAACCAGCUAUCGAACUAUUGAGACAGUUCUUUGAUCAUGAGCAUUGGUACGAUUUGAAAGAACCUGAAAAAAUUCGUGUGUUUGACACAAUGUUCCUUGCAGCAAUGGCUCCCCCCGGGGGUAGUCGACAGGAAAUCUACCAUAGGUUCCUGAGGCAUUUCAGUCUAUACACUAUCAGUACUUUUUCAAGGGAGAGCAUAUUCAGAAUAUUCUCAAAUGUGGCACUCGUUGGAUUAAAAAGAAAUGGUUUUGCGUCAGAUGUUGUGGUGGUAGUAACACUGCUAGUCAAUGCUACAAUGGAGAUUUUUGAAGCAGCCAGUAGAAGUCUCAGGCCGACUCCUGCCAAGUCACAUUACUUGUUUAAUCUAAGGGACUUCUCGAGAGUUAUAACAGGAUGUGCGCUGAUAAAAAAAGAAUCCGUAGAAUCUAAAACAACCUUUGUCAGAAUUUGGGUGCACGAAAUUUUGAGAGUGUUUGGCGAUCGGCUAAUUGAAAGAAAUGAUCAUAAAUGGUUGUUCGAGAAGAUUAAAGAGGUGGUUCCAAGCGUAAUGAAAGAAUCCUUCGAGAAUGCAUUCGGUCACUUGCCUAAGUUCGAUGAUGAACUGACAGAGGAAAGCCUGCACGAUUUAUUAUUUGGGAAUUUCAUGGAUCUUGAUGCAACGCCAGAUGAUAAGAGAUAUGAAGAAAUUGCAUCUAUGGAAGAAUACAAAUCUGUUGCACUCCUAUGCUUAGAAGAAUACAAUACUACACACAAAAGUAAAAUAGAUAUCGUUCUAUUUCGCUACGCUUUGGAACACUUAGCAAGAAUUUGCCGCAUAAUGGCCAUACCUUGCGGUAGCUUGUUAAUGGUUGGAGUUGGUGGUUCAGGAAGACAAUCUUUGACUCGACUUGCUGCUGGAAUAGGUGGUCACGCCUUGUUCCAACCAGAGAUUGGAGUUGCUUAUGGCAUGAAUGAAUGGCGUGAAGAUAUUAAAAAGGUUCUUAAAAAUUCUGGUGGCACUGGAAAGGAUCUAGCUUUUCUAUUCACUGAAAGUCAAAUUAAAGAAGAAGGUUUUCUGGGAGAUAUUGAUGGCUUAUUGAACUCUGGAGAGGUGCCGAACUUGUUUACUAUUGAAGAAAAACAAGAAGUUAUAGAAAUGACGAGAUUAGCAGCUCAAGGUGGAAAUCGAAAUUUAGACGUCAGUGUAUUGUCAGUGCUAGCAUUCUUUGUCAAUCGCUGCAAAGAGAAACUACACAUUAUGCUAUGUUUCAGCCCAAUUGGUGAUGCGUUCAGAAUUAGAUUACGAUUAUAUCCAAGUUUAGUAAAUUGUUGUACUAUUGACUGGUUUGAAAUGUGGCCAGAAGAUGCACUGGAACAGGUAGCAGCUCGGUACAUGACAUAUGUUGACGUAGAUGAGAUGAUAAAAGUGAAUUCUAUCGUCGCAUGCAAAUAUUUCCACUUAUGUGCAAAAGAAAAUAGUCAACAAUUUUAUUCGGCUUGUGGUAGAAAAACCUACAUAACAUCUGCAGCAUUUUUGGAUCUCAUUCGUUCGUUCGCAGACCUUAUGAUACAAAAACAAGCAGAAAUAUCUCUAGCAAGGGAUCGUUAUUUAGGUGGGCUGGAUAAAUUAGACUUUGCAGCUUCUCAAGUUACAAAAAUGGGUGCUACUUUGCUCGCUCUAAAGCCGCAGUUAGAGGCAUCUGCACAAUUGACAGCCAAAACAAUGCUACAAAUUGAAAGUGAAAACUUGACUGUAGCACAAGCAACUAUGUUAGUAAAAAAAGACGAAGACGCUGCAAAUAUUCAAGCAGAAAUUGCUGGAACAUUGAAACAGGAGUGUGAGGCAGACCUUGCAGAAGCUCUCCCUAUACUUGCCGAAGCUACAGCCGCUCUAAACACCAUUAAACCAGCUGAUAUAACAAUAGUAAAAGCCAUGAAAAAUCCACCUGAAGUAAUAAAGUUGGUACUAGCUGCUGUUUGUAUUAUGAUGGCUAUCCCCCCGGAUCGCGUAAAUGAUCCGGUGACUCAAAGGAUGGUCUCCGACUACUGGGGCCCUAGCAAACGGUUACUGUCAGACAUGACUUUCUUAACAAGGCUAAAAGACUAUGACCGGGAUAAUAUCCCUGUUUCUAUAAUGCAGGUGAUAAAGAAAACGUACAUAACAGAUAAAAAUUUUGAGCCAAAAAAAGUAGCUAAAGCUUCAUCAGCUGCUGAGGGGCUUUGCAAAUGGGUACGAGCUAUGGUUCUGUACGAUGAGGUAGCAAAAGUCGUUGCACCCAAAAAAGCCAAACUGGCUGUAGCAGAGAAAGAGUUUAAUGAGACCAUGGAAUUCCUAACAGGAAGGAGACAAAUGUUGGCAGAACUCGAUGCAAAGCUGGCACUUCUGAAUCAAGAUUUACAAAGAACUCUGGCGAAAAAAAUCGACCUGGAAAAUCAGGUCACAAACUGCACUAAUAAGCUUAUUCGUUCAGAAAAGCUGCUCAGUGGUCUCGGAGGGGAAAAAGGUCGUUGGCUACAAUGUGCAGCAAAUUUACAGAAGUCUUACGAUAGCUUGGCUGGCGAUAUUCUAAUAUCGUGUGGAAUGAUUGCCUACCUAGGCCCAUUCACAACUGCUUAUCGCAUUGAAAAUAUUGAAAAAUGGCGUAUCUACGUUAAAAGCUUAGAUAUACCUACAUCGGAUACAUAUAGUUUUGUAACAGUGUUGGGUUCAGAAAUUAAGAUCAACUCAUGGAAUAUUCACGGUCUUCCAAGGGACUCAUUUUCUACUGAGAAUGCCAUUAUCAUGGACAGUUCCAAGAGGUGGAGUUUAUUCAUUGAUCCGCAGAGUCAGGCAAACAAAUGGAUUAGGGCUAUGGAAAAAUCGAAUCGUUUAGAAAUCAUCAAAUUGUCAGAUAAAACUUACAUGAAUAUACUAGAGGAAUGCAUUGAAACUGGUAGGCCAGUAUUAUUAGAAAAUGUCGGUGAAGAAUUAUCCACACCCUUGGAUCCUAUUCUGAUGAAAAAUAUAUACAAGUUCUCUGGUAUUUGGUAUAUUACUCUUGGGGAAAAAUCUGUUGAGUAUGAUUUGAACUUUAGGUUCUAUAUAACGACAAAGCUGAGAAAUCCGCAUUAUCUACCAGAAGUAUUCAACAAAGUAACAUUGAUCAAUUUUGCACUGACAAUCGAAGGAUUAGAGGAUCAACUUCUGGGUAUUGUGGUAGCUAAAGAAAGAGCUGACCUGCAAAAAAAACGGGAAUAUUUAAUCGUAGAAAGUGCGGCAAAUAAAAAAGCUCUGCAACAAGUUGAGGAAAAUAUUCUACGAACAUUAUCCUCCUCGGGGGCAAAUAUUUUAGAAGAUGAGGAAGCCAUAGAAAUACUAGAUUCCUCAAAACUUCUGUCUGUCGACAUUAUGAAAAAGCAGCGAGCUGCCAAAGAGACGGAAGCUCGAAUUGAGGUCUUUCGGCAAAGUUAUAGACCAAUAGCUAAACAUAGCUCUGCACUAUAUUAUACCGUCACUGAUCUGCCCAGUGUAGACCCAAUGUACCAAUAUUCUCUUGCAUGGUUCAUAAAUUUGUACAUAAUGUCGAUAGAGACUGCUAGCAGAAGUAAAGUACUAGAGAAAAGAUUGAUGUUCCUACGAGAAACAUUUACCUAUAAUCUCUAUCAAAAUGUUUGCCGUUCUCUGUUUGAAAAAGAUAAGGUGUUGUACUCAUUUGUUCUUUACUCGACCAUACUGGUAGCAACGAACGAAAUAAAUAGAGAUGAACUGACGUUCUUCCUGUCCGGGGGAAUAGGACUUACCAAUACUGCUAAAAAUCCAGCAUCUAAUUGGUUAUCGGAUAAAUCUUGGGAUGAAAUGUGUAGAGCAAAUGAUACCUUACCAUCAUUUAGUGGAUUUGUUAACGAUUUUUGCAUAAACAUCUCACAUUGGCAAGAAUUUUAUGACCUUAUAAAUCCUCAAGAUGCCUCAAUUCCACAGCCAUGGGAACAAAAGCUAUCCCCGUUUCAGAAAUUGAUUGUAAUGAGAAUGAUCAGACCAGACAAAGUUACUAAUAAGGUGAUGCAGUUUGUUGAAGCAGGCAUGGGCAACAAAUUUGUGACACCACCACCAUUUGAUAUAGCAAAGUCUUAUGCAGAUUCAAACUCACUGAUACCUUUGAUUUUUAUCCUUUCGGCUGGUUCUGACCCAAUGGGUUCUCUCUCAAAGUUUGCUGAAAAUAUGAAUUAUGCUGAUCGAUUUAGUUCAAUAUCGCUAGGUCAAGGACAAGGGCCCGUGGCUCAACGUAUUAUAGAGCAGGGACAAAACGAAGGCAUGUGGAUUUGCCUUCAAAAUUGUCAUCUAGCUGUUUCUUGGAUGUCACAACUAGAGAAAAUUUGCGAGAACUUUGAUGCCAAGAAUACUUCUAUUAACUUCCGUCUAUGGUUAACUAGCUACCCUUCAGACAAGUUUCCUAUAACAGUUUUACAAAAUGGUGUGAAGAUGACUAACGAACCACCAAGUGGGCUUCAACAAAAUUUAAUGAGAUCUUAUCUCUCGGAGCCUGUUAAAGACCCAGAAUUCUUCGAAGGUUGUCCGGGAAAGGAAAAGGAAUUCACUAAAUUGUUAUACAGCUUGUGCUUUUUCCAUGCCGUUGUACAGGAAAGACGAAAGUUUGGCGCUCAAGGAUGGAACAUUAAAUAUGGAUUCAACGAAUCUGAUUUUCAAAUAUCUGUGCAACAGUUGCAAAUAUUCAUAAAUGAGUAUGACGAAGUCCCCUUCAAAGCUAUUGUAUAUCUAACAGGAGAAUGCAACUAUGGUGGAAGAGUCACAGAUGAUCGUGAUAGAAGAUGCUUAAAUACUAUUCUAGAUGAUUUUUAUAAUGCAAAUGUAAUCACAAAUCCAUAUUACACAUUUGCGGAUAUAGGACCCGAAUAUGUACUACCGCGCAAGUACGAAUAUCGAGAUUACAUAAAACAUAUAGAAGAUAUACCUGUUAUUUCACCACCAGAAGUAUUCGGUUUGCAUAUGAAUGCCGGAAUCACCAGAGACCUUGAAGUAUCCAAAGACUUUUUCACUGCAUUAAUACAAAUUCAAGGAACUGUGUCAGUUGGUGAUACAGCUAAACAAGAUGAAAUGCUGUUAAUUAUUAAAAAAGACAUUUAUGAUCGUAUGCCCGACUUAUUUGAUAUCGAAGAAGCUCAAAAGAAAUAUCCUGUUUCUUAUUACGAGUCUAUGAACACCGUUUUGAUACAGGAAAUGGAGAGAUAUAAUAAGCUCUUAAGUGAAAUUCGGGUUUCCAUGACUAUGCUGGAAAAGGCAGUGAGAGGCAUGAUAGUUAUGACACCAUCCCUUGAGGUGCUAUCAAAACAAGUUCUUGUUGGCAGAAUCCCUACAAGUUGGGAAAAAGCCAGUGCAUACCCAAGUCUGAAACCCUUACCAAGUUUUGUGAAUGAUUUUUUGGAGAGAAUAGAAUUUUUUCAACAUUGGUUAAGUAAUGGAAAACCAGCAUCGUUUUGGAUAUCUGGAUUUUCUUUUGCUCAUGGCUUCCUGACAGGAGCGAGUCAAAAUUAUGCCAGAAAACAUAAAAUCUCUAUUGACAAAAUCGAUUUUGAUUUUGAGGUACUACCAGCUGGCCGGAUGGAGUCCCCACCAAAUGAUGGUGUUUAUGUAUAUGGAAUGUUCUUAGCUGGAGCAAGAUGGGACAUGAAGAAAAUGACUUUGGCAGAAAGUUUUCCAAAAGUUUUAUCUGAUGUGCUGCCUGUAGUUUGGUUUAAGCCAUGCGAAGCUGUAAAACGAGUAACAGGGUCCCGGUAUCUCUGCCCAUUGUAUAUCACCUCGGCACGUUUCGGAGUCCUUAAAACAACGGGUCAUUCUACCAAUUAUGUACUAUCUAUUCUCUUAAAUACUGAACAUGCUGUCAGUCAUUGGAUCAAAAGAGGUCUUGCUUUACUAUGCCAACUUGAUGACUGAGGUUUAUCAUAAAUGGGGAUCUAAUCUAAUUGUGAGACAGAUUUCGAGCUGAUCUUUAGUGAAUUUGACACCAAUGGAUAUAUCACUACAAAUAACUUCAACAUAUUAGGGGAUGUAAUGGAUUUCUUGUUAUUGUGUAUUCCAUGUGUCGAUGACCAUUAAGAGACAGUUUUGAAGAUGCAGAUAUAGCACUUGCAGUUACGCACAAAUUUAACUGUUUAACGGGAGCGAAAAAUUUGGUUUCCUAGUCCAAGAGUGACUAUUGAAAAAAUCGGUUGUAUCACUUUGAUGAAGGAAUAAAUAUAGCGAAUUUAUAAUUU